Messenger RNA from Fraxinus pennsylvanica, 2304 nucleotides. The record is from the annotation of a GenBank genome assembly. Lineage: Eukaryota; Viridiplantae; Streptophyta; Magnoliopsida; Lamiales; Oleaceae.
AUGGAGGAGAAAGCAGAGAAAGUGAAAGAGACUGAAAAAGGGAAAGGGGUCAUGGUGGUGGUGAUGGACACUCCAGAAAGGAGCAAAAGCAACCAGGUUACAACAUCCACCAACAAAUUUGAGGACUCUCCCGUCUUUAAUUUUCUCAACAACCUUUCCCCCAUUGAACCAGUUAAGUCCAUACACAUUACUCAGACAGUCAAUACUCUUAGUUUUGCAUCGAUUCCAUCAAUUUUCACUUCCCCCCAUGUCAGUUCCCUGAAGGGUUCUAGAUUCCUGAAACGGCAUCAACUUGCAGAUCCAUCAAAACCCGAGUUUGCUACAGAUGGUGGAAACACAAUUGAUAAAAAUGACCCAAUUAUAGAUGGUGCUAAUAAAUCAGACAAAUCACAUGAAAUUCUUUAUCCAGAGGGUUCCGUUGAAGAAGCAAUCUAUAAGCCAUCUUAUGAAUGUUCAAAGCUUGAAAUCAAGCUCGGUCAAAGUCUCGUGUAUGAUUCACGAUGCUCUCACUCCAUCUUAACAACUAGCAAUGACCUUAGUGCCAAACACAGUGCAGAAUAUGCUUACACUUCCUCAACAUUUGCUCCGUUUAUUCAAGAGGCCUCCCAGAAAGGUUUAUAUGAAAGUCGAGAAAAUGAGGAGGGCGCAAACCAAAUUGAUCAGGACAACGAGGCCACAGGAUGCGACUGGGAGAGUUUUAUUUCCAGUGCCGUUGAUCCUUUAAUUUUUGAAUCACCCAUUAACACAGAGUUUUGCAAGAAAUCAAUGCAAUCUGGGGAAAGUUUCUAUGCUAAUGUUAGUAAUAAUAUGCAGAAUACCCUGUCCUUCAGUGAAGCAGGUUCGGGUGAACAAGUUGGUGAGGGAAGUGCAACUGAAAAUCCAUCCAGUCAACUUGGAGAAGGAAGUGAACUGAAGGAAAUUGCUGAGACCCAUGACAUGGUUGCGGGUUGUUCUACAAGCAAUCCUAGUGAGAACAUGGAUAAUGAGCUUGAUUCUGGAUUGUAUCGAGGUGUGAGAAGGCGCUGUCUGGUUUUUGAGACAGCGAGGGCCCUCAGAAAGCAUUUGGACAAGAAUUCGGCUUCUGAUUCUCCUCUGUUGAUGCAAUCUGAUGGGAACACUUCAUCCAGUGAUGGACAACGAAUAUCUACAAAAGACAGAAGUGAUUCUUCACGGUGUGUUUUAGCGGGCAUUGGAUUGCACUUAAAUGCUCUCACGACAACUCCUAAGGGCUACAAAUUUGUUGCCAAGUUUCGUACUCCGGCUCCCCAGGAAGAGUUGUUAAACAAUUCUUUGGCUGUUACCAUGCUGGAUAGAGAAGUUAGUACUGUUGAAAAUGGUGUCCCACCUGUGGAAGAUGAAUCCCAGGCAUCUGGAUAUAUAGUCAAUGAAGAGAUCACUCAGAGUAGUCCAAAGAAGAAAAGGUCUAAAUUGGAACUAGCCGGAGAGGGUGAAGCCUGUAAGCGAUGUAACUGCAAGAAAUCAAAAUGCUUGAAACUUUACUGCGAAUGUUUUGCUGCCGGUGUCUACUGCGUGGAGCCAUGUUCCUGCAUUGAUUGCUUCAAUAAGCCUGUCCAUGAAGACACUGUCCUUGCAACACGCAAGCAGAUUGAAUCCCGAAACCCACUUGCUUUUGCUCCCAAAGUGAUUAAAGGCUCUGACUCUUUAUGUGAAACCCGGAGUGACUCCAGCAAAACUCCUGCUUCAGCUCGACAUAAAAGAGGAUGCAACUGCAAAAAAUCUGGUUGCCUGAAGAAAUAUUGUGAAUGCUACCAGGGAGGUGUUGGAUGCUCAAUUAACUGCAGAUGCGAAGGGUGUAAGAAUGUCUUUGGUAGGAAGGAUGGCACAGAAGUUGAGCUGGAAGAAGAUGAAGGUGAUAUAACUGAGAAGAGUAUGGGGGACAAGAGUUUGCAGAAAACUGCAAUCCAGAACAACCUAGAGCAGAAUCCAGAUUCAGCUCUCCCUGCAACACCUUUACAGUGUGGAAGAUCUUUGGUUCAGCAUCCAUUCUCCUCAAAGAAUAAACCCCCUAGAUCUUCAUUUCCUUCUAUAGGCUCAUUUGGAAAGAUCGGCAAUUUUGUAGCUCAAACCAAGUCUGAUAAGCAUUUUGGAAAUGUCCAGGAAGAUGAAAUGCCUGAAUUUGGUCAAGGGGGUUCUCCUAACAGUGGCAUCAAGUCAUCAUCUCCCAACAGCAAGAGAGUCUCUCCUCAUCAGAGUGGAUUAGGAACAUCCCCCGAGGUGAGGAGAGGCAGAAAGCUGAUUCUUCAAUCUAUUCCAUCAUUUCCUUCUCUCACCCCCAAGCAUUGA